This is a messenger RNA of Rosa chinensis, 582 nucleotides long. RefSeq lists its product as uncharacterized. Lineage: Eukaryota; Viridiplantae; Streptophyta; Magnoliopsida; Rosales; Rosaceae. The record is from RefSeq and is a predicted model, not a curated record. Bases 29 to 571 code for a protein of 180 amino acids. The transcript has 2 exons.
ACAUAUUUCCUAAAUUCCCCUCGUUGCAAUGAACAAUUUGUGGGAUCAAAUUCGACGGUCUCACAAUCUAGGGUACUAUCUCGCCGACGGUAUUUAUCCUCGAUGGGCGACUUUCUUGAAAACUGUUCGAAAUCCUACACGCCCCAAGGAAAUCGAGUUUGCAAAGGCUCAAGAGGGGUAUAGGAAGGAUGUAGAAAGAUGUUUUGGUAUAUUACAGUCACGGUUUGGUAUUAUUCGAGGAGCUGCUCGUCGGUGGCAUAAAGAGGACCUUCGAUACAUUAUGUUGACGUGUAUUAUAUUACACAACAUGAUUGUCGAAAAUCAACGACCUGAAGAUAGCGAUGAUGAGUUGGAGUCCGAUGAUGAGGAGGAUAAUAAUAUGAGGCCCAGGAUUGCUGAGGUAUGGGAGGGACCAACCGGUAGAGACUUUGAUCCUGUUGGUAGAGAUGCUCAUCAUAUGAACGGAUUCAUGGACCGCUACCAACAAAUUAGAUCUGAGCACUGUCACUCCAACCUUCAGGAAGACCUCAUUCAACACUUUUGGGAAUUUCAAGGCAAUAUGCGUAUCUAGAUCUGCUAUUU